AUGUACUCCGUAUUGCCGAGCGAAUGUAUCAACGCAAAGGAAAUUCUCGUCCAUCAAAGCCUAUUAGUUGCGAAUCUUGUCUCUCUCACGGAUGCUCGAUGGGUAUGGUGGAAUACCAUUACAAGAGAGGCAGGCGUUCCAGAACCUCGUCACAAAUGGGUUCAGUGUGCAGAUUCGUCGACCCAAGAUCUCCUCGCCCAUAUGAGCGAUAUUUGCGACUUCAUCGACCAUAUGGCAUUCCCAGAUCUUUCCUCAUUGCACUCCUUACCUGUCGAGCGCAAACAUGAAACGAAUGACGAGCGGCGCGGUGCAGCUUCGGAGGCGAUAUUAAUUCACUGUGAUCUUGGAAAAUCACGCUCGCCGACUAUUAUCAUUGCCUAUCUCAUGCGCAAGUUGAACAUGCAGCAAGCAGACAUAUUGCAUUUCGUUCAAUCAAAGCAAAAAAUCAAGCCGAGCACGAAUUUUACUCGUCAACUUCAAGUUUGGGAGGAGGUUGGAUUCCAAGUAUGGGAGGAUGAAGAUAGGACUGUCCCGAAACCAGCGUACAAAGCAUUUCUGGAAAUUCGAGAUGUUCUUCUCCGAAAAAGAGGGCUUACAGGAAAUGAGCCACUCGCACCCCAGAGCCUUUAA
Aspergillus homomorphus CBS 101889 is the source of this 630-nucleotide messenger RNA. RefSeq names its product dual specificity protein phosphatase family protein. Gene Ontology annotation, cellular component: cytoplasm. Gene Ontology annotation, biological process: negative regulation of MAPK cascade; protein dephosphorylation. The transcript has a single exon. Bases 1 to 630 code for a protein of 209 amino acids. The record is from RefSeq and is a predicted model, not a curated record. Gene Ontology annotation, molecular function: MAP kinase tyrosine/serine/threonine phosphatase activity; protein tyrosine/threonine phosphatase activity. NCBI's taxonomy places the organism in Eukaryota, Fungi, Ascomycota, Eurotiomycetes, Eurotiales, Aspergillaceae.